Molecule: messenger RNA, 15240 nt
Organism: Hydra vulgaris (swiftwater hydra)
Lineage: Eukaryota; Metazoa; Cnidaria; Hydrozoa; Anthoathecata; Hydridae
Source: RefSeq, a predicted model, not a curated record
CUUUUAUUGUUGAACAUUUUGUGGAUUCUCGUAUUUUAAUUACUACUGGUGGAAGGUAUAAGAAAAAACAUUCUUCAAGACUUAGAUUUAUUAAUCAAGUUAGGAUGAAGAAUGCUGCUGGCUUCUUGUUUGCUUCAAUACUUUUCUUUUAUAAAAAUGAAUUUUGUUUGGCAAAUGAUGAGCUUGUUGCAAAAGAUUUUGUUGAAGUGACUCAUGAAGUGCUAUUAAAAAAAGAUAAUCUAAUUGCAACAUUACGAUUCCUUGAAAAAGCAUAUUUAUUGUCAUUCAAAAUAAAACCCACCUUGUAUUCAGCAGCAUACAGAAGCGUUAUUCAUUUGACCACUGGAGGAGACUCAUAUGAAUUUGGAUAUAGAACUCCAAGCGUUUAUUUUUUUUAUGAUACAGGAAAGCUCUCUGUUUGGUCUGCAAUCAAUGGAUAUCCUAAUUUUGAAGUCGUCACACCUAAAGCACUACCCUUGAAUGAAUGGUCCAGCAUUAGAGUAUCUCAAGUUCGAGUUAACAGUAUAUACUUCUUUAAAGUUUAUGUAAAUGGAAAGUUAAAUAUUGAUAUUAAAAACACAGAUCCACGUUCAUUUAAAAAUGUUAAAGUGUAUAGUGCAGAUCCUUGGUAUGAAGCUCAACCUGGCACUAUUAAAGAUCUUAAAAUAUUUAGUGGAAAUGUUGAGCAACUAAUAGAAGAUAGAGAAACACCUUUGGUUCAUAACAAACUGCUGGCAGUUAUUCCAAUAUUGGAUAAAACUUAUAAAAUUUAUUUUGAUGUGAAAGCAAACUCGUAUUCUGAAGGUUGGCACAAUGUUAUUUGUUUCAAAAUUGGUUCUGAUGCGAAUGCAUUUGAUGAUAGAGUUCCAGGUGUGUGGUUUCAUUACAGUGGUGAUGGCAGUCUUUCUAUUACUGUUCCUGGAAAUGGAAAUCUUAACAGUACUUUUAAAACAGCUCCUAUUCCUUCUAACAUGUGGUCACAGAUUGAAAUAAGUCAACAGUUAGAAAAUUUUUUGUAUAUGUAUACAAUAAAAUUGAAUGGAGAAACAGUUUUUAUAGAAGAAAAUGUUCAGCCAAAGUCCUAUGAAAAUGUUCAUGUUUAUGCUUCGGAUCAAUCAUAUCAAACUCAAGAUGGUUUUAUAAAAGAUUUUGCACUAAUAAACGGAAAAGCAGAUAAUGAAGUUUUGCCAAACAUUCUGCUUCUCCCAAAAGAUUCUGUUAUAAUGGUUAAUGAAGAGAUAUUGAAACAAGAUAAUCUAAUUGCAACAUUACCAUUCAUUAAAAAGGCAUAUUUAUUGUCUUUCAAAAUAAAACCCAAUUUUUAUUCCAGAGAAUACAAAAACAUUAUACAUUUGACUACAGGAGGAAAUGCAAAUGAAUUUGGAUACAGAACACCCAGUGUAUAUUUUUAUUAUGACACAGGAAAGCUCUCUGUUUGGACUGCAAUCAAUGGAUAUCCUAAUGUAGAAGUUAUCACACCUGACGCACUAUCCUUAAACAAAUGGUCAAGUAUAAGAAUAUCUCAAGUUCGAUUUAACAAUCUAUACUUCUUAAGAGUUUAUGUAAAUGGGAAUAUAAAUAUUGACAUCAAGAACACAGAUCCACGUUCAUUUAAAAAUGUUAAAGUGUAUAAUGCAGAUCCUUGGUAUGAAGUGCAAUCUGGUACUAUUAAAGAUCUGAAAAUAUUCAAUGGAAAUGUUGAGCAACUAAUAGAAGAUAGAGAAACACCUUUGGUUCAUAACAAACUGCUGGCAGUUAUUCCAAUAUUGGAUAAAACUUAUAAAAUUUAUUUUGAUGUGAAAGCAAACUCGUAUUCUGAAGGUUGGCACAAUGUUAUUUGUUUCAAAAUUGGUUCUGAUGCGAAUGCAUUUGAUGAUAGAGUUCCAGGUGUGUGGUUUCAUUACAGUGGUGAUGGCAGUCUUUCUAUUACUGUUCCUGGAAAUGGAAAUCUUACCAGUUCCUUUAAAACAGCUCCUAUUCCUUCUAACAUGUGGUCACAGAUUGAAAUAAGUCAACAGUUAGAACAUUUUGUGUAUGUGUAUACAAUAAAAUUGAAUGGAGAAACAGUUUUUAUAGUAGAAAAUGUUCAGCCAAAGUCCUAUGAAAAUGUUCAUGUUUAUGCUUCAGAUCAAUCAUAUCAAACUCAAGAUGGUUUUAUAAAAGAUUUUGCACUUAUAAAUGGAAAUGCAGAAAAUGAAAUUCUGCCAAACACUCUGCUUCUUCCAAAAGAUUCUGUUAUUAUGGUUAAUGAAGAGAUAUUGAAAAAAGAUAAUCUAAUUGCUACAUUACCAUUUAUUAAAAAGGCAUAUUUUUUGUCAUUCAAACUAAAACCCAGUUUUUAUUUACGAGAAUACCAAAAUAUUAUUCAUUUGACUACUGGAGGAAAUGCAGAUGAAUUUGGAUAUAGAACUCCUAGUGUAUAUUUUUAUUAUGACACAGGAAAGCUCUCUGUUUGGACUGCAAUAAAUGGAUAUCCUAAUUUAGAAAUUAUCACACCUGAUACACUAUCCUUAAAUGAAUGGUCCAGUAUAAGAAUAUCUCAAGUCCGAGUUAACAAUAUAUACUACUUCAGGGUUUAUUUAAAUGGAAAUAUAAAUAUUGACAUCAAAAACACAGAUCCACGUUCAUUUAAAGAUGUUAAAGUGUAUAUAGCAGAUCCAUGGUAUGGAGCAGAACUUGCUACUAUUAAAGAUCUUAAAAUAUAUAGUGGAAAUGUAGAGCAACUAAUAGAAGAUAGAGAAACACCUUUGGUUCAUAACAAACUGUUGGCAGUUAUUCCAAUAUUGGAUAAAACUUAUAAAAUUUAUUUUGAUGUGAAAGCAAACUCGUAUUCUGAAGGUUGGCACAAUGUUAUUUGUUUCAAAAUUGGUUCUGAUGCGAAUGCAUUUGAUGAUAGAGUUCCAGGUGUGUGGUUUCAUUACAGUGGUGAUGGCAGUCUUUCUAUUACUGUUCCUGGAAAUGGAAAUCUUAACAGUUCCUUUAAAACAGCUCCUAUUCCUUCUAACAUGUGGUCACAUAUUGAAAUCAGUCAACAGUUAGAACAUUUUGUGUAUGUGUAUACAAUAAAAUUGAAUGGAGAAACAGUUUUUAUAGUAGAAAAUGUUCAGCCAAAGUCCUAUGAAAAUGUUCAUGUUUAUGCUUCAGAUCAAUCAUAUCAAACUCAAGAUAGUUUUAUAAAAGAUUUUGCACUUAUAAAUGGAAAUGCAGAAAAUGAAAUUCUGCCAAAUGUUCUUCUUCUUCCAAAAGAUUCUGUUAUAGUGGUUAAUGAAGAGAUUUUGAAAAAAGACAAUCUAAUUGCAACACUACCAUUCAUUAAAAAGGCAUAUUUUUUGUCAUUUAAACUAAAACCCAGUUUUUAUUUACGAGAAUACAAAAAUAUUAUUCUUUUGACUACUGGAGGAAAUGCAGAUGAAUUUGGAUAUAGAAUUCCUAGUGUAUAUUUUUAUUAUGACACAGGAAAGCUCUCUGUUUUGACCACAAUCAAUGGAUAUCCUAAUUUAGAAAUUAUCACACCUGGUGCAUUAUCCCUAAAUGAAUGGUCCAGUAUCAGAAUAUCUCAAGUUCGAGUUAACAAUAUACACUACUUCAGGGUUUAUUUAAAUGGAAAUAUAAACAUUGAUAUCAAAAACACAGAUCCACUUUCAUUUAAAAAUGUUAAAGUUUAUAUAGCAGAUCCAUGGUAUGGAGCAGAACUUGCUACUAUUAAAGAUCUUAAAGUAUUUAGUGGAAAUGUUGAGCAAUUAAUAGAAGAUAGAGAAACACCUUUGGUUCAUAACAAACUGCUGGCAGUUAUUCCAAUAUUGGAUAAAACUUAUAAAAUUUAUUUUGAUGUGAAAGCAAACUCGUAUUCUGAAGGUUGGCACAAUGUUAUUCGUUUCAAAAUUGGUUCUGAUGUGAAUGCAUUUAAUGAUAGUGUUCCAGGUGUAUGGUUUCAUAACAGUGGUGAUGGCAGUCUUUCUAUUACUGUUCCUGGAAAUAGAUAUCUUAAUAGUUCUUUUAAAACAGCUCCUAUUCCUUCUAACAUGUGGUCACAGAUUGAAAUAAGUCAACAGUUAGAACAUUUUGUGUAUGUGUAUACAAUAAAAUUGAAUGGAGAAACAGUUUUUAUAGAAGAAAAUGUUCAGCCAAAGUCCUAUGAAAAUGUUCAUGUUUAUGCUUCAGAUCAAUCAUAUCAAACUCAAGAUGGUUUUAUAAAAGAUUUUGCACUUAUAAAUGGAAAUGCAGAGAAUGAAAUUCUGCCUAACGCCCUGCUUCUUCCAAAAGAUUCUGUUAUUAUGGUUAAUGAAGAGAUAUUGAAAAAAGAUAAUCUAAUUGCUACAUUACCAUUUAUUAAAAAGGCAUAUUUUUUGUCAUUUAAACUAAAACCCAGUUUUUAUUUACGAGAAUACAAAAAUAUUAUUCAUUUGACUACUGGAGGAAAUGCAGAUGAAUUUGGAUAUAGAACUCCUAGUGUAUAUUUUUAUUAUGACACAGGAAAGCUCUCUGUUUGGACUGCAAUAAAUGGAUAUCCUAAUUUAGAAAUUAUUACAUCUGAUGCACUAUCCUUAAAUGAAUGGUCCAGUAUAAGAAUAUCUCAAGUUCGAGUUAACAAUAUAUACUACUUUAGGGUAUAUUUAAAUGGAGUUUUAAAUAUUGACAUCAAGAACACUGAUCCACGUUCAUUUAAAAAAGUUAAAGUGUAUAUAGCAGAUCCAUGGUAUGGAGCUGAACUUGCUAUUAUUAAAGAUCUUAAAAUAUUUAGUGGAAAUGUUGAGCAAUUAAUAGAAGAUAGAGAAACACCUUUGGUUCAUAACAAACUGCUGGCAGUUAUUCCAAUAUUGGAUAAAACUUAUAAAAUUUAUUUUGAUGUGAAAGCAAACUCGUAUUCUGAAGGUUGGCACAAUGUUAUUCGUUUCAAAAUUGGUUCUGAUGCGAAUGCAUUUAAUGAUAGUGUUCCAGGUGUGUGGUUUCAUUACAGUGGUAAUGGCAGUCUUUCUAUUACUGUUCCUGGAAAUGGAAAUCUUAACAGUACUUUUAAAACAGCUCCUAUUCCUUCUAACAUGUGGUCACAGAUUGAAAUAAGUCAACAGUUAGAACAUUUUGUGUAUGUGUAUACAAUAAAAUUGAAUGGAGAAACAGUUUUUAUAGUAGAAAAUGUUCAGCCAAAGUUAUAUGAAAAUGUUCAUGUUUAUGCUUCAGAUCAAUCCUAUCAAACUCAAGAUGGUUUUAUAAAAGAUUUUGCACUAAUUAAUGGAAAUGCAGAUAAUGAAAUUCUGCCAAACACUCUGCUUCUCCCAAAAGAUAACGAAUUUCUGCCAAUGCCUCUGCUUCUCCCUAAAGAUUUUGUUGUAGUGGUUAAUGAAGAGAUACUGAAAAAAGAUAAUCUAAUUGCAACAUUACCAUUCAUCGAAAAAGCAUAUUUAGUAUCAUUCAAAAUAAAACCAACUUUGUAUUCACCAGGAUACAAAAACAUAAUUCAUUUGACUACUGGAAGAGACUGGAGUGAAUUUGGAUUUGGAACUCCUUGUGUUUGGUUAGAUGACACAGGAAAGGUCACUGUUUGUUCUGCAAUCAAUUGGUAUCCUAUCAAAUGUUAUAUCACACUUGAAGCAGUCUCCUUGAACCAAUGGUCCAGCAUUAGAGUAUCUCAAAAUCGAAUUAACAGUAUAUACUUUUUAAGAGUUUAUGUGGAUGGGAUGUUAAAGAUUGACAUCAAAAACUCAGAUCCACGUUCAUUUAAAAAUGUAAAAGUGUAUAAUGCAGAUCCCUGGUAUGAAGCACAACCUACUAGUAUUAAAGAUCUGAAAAUAUUUAAUGGAAAUGUUGAGCAACUAAUAGAAGAUAGAGAAACACCUUUGGUUCAAAACAAACUGGUGGCAGUUAUUCCAAUAUUGGAUAAAAUUUAUAAAAUUUAUUUUUAUGUGAAACCAAACUCGUAUUCUAAAGGUUGGCACAAUGUUAUUCGUUUCAUCAUUAAUUCUGAUGCAAAUGCAUAUGAUGAUAGAGUUCCCGGAGUGUGGUUUCAUAACAGUGGUGAUGGCAGUCUUUCUAUCACUGCUCCUCAAAAUGGAAAUUUUAACAGUUCCUUCAAAACAGCUCCUAUUCCUUCUAAAGUGUGGUCACAGAUUGAAAUCAGUCAACAGUUAGAACAUUUUGCAUAUAUGUAUACAAUAAAAUUGAAUGGAGAAAUAGUUUUUAUAGUAGAAAAUGUUCAGCCAGAGACCUAUGAAAAUGUUUAUGUUUAUGCUUCAGAUCAAUCAUAUCAAACUCAAGAUGGUUUUAUAAAAGAUUUUGCAAUAAUAAACGGAAAAGCAGAUAAUGAAAAUCUGCCAGAUACUCUGAUUCUCCCCAAAGAUUUUGUUAUAGUGGUUAAUGAAGAGAUACUGAAAAAAGAUAAUCUAAUUGCAACAUUACCAUUCCUUGAAAAAUCAUAUUUAGUGUCGUUCAAAAUAAAACCCACUUUUUAUUCACCAGGAUACAAAAACAUUAUUCAUUUGACUACUGGAGGAGACGAGGGUGAAUUUGGAUUUAGAACUCCUAGUGUUUGUUUUGAUGACACAGGAAAGCUAGCUGUUUGGUCUUCAAUCAAUUGGAAUCCUAAUAUGGCAUAUAUCACAGCUGCAGCACUACCUUUAAACCAAUGGUCCAGCAUUAGAGUAUCUCAAAAUCGAAUUAACAGUAUAUACUUCUUGAGAGUUUAUGUGGAUGGGAUGUUAAAGAUUGACAUCAAAAACUCAGAUCCACGUUCAUUUAAAAAUGUAAAAGUGUAUAAUGCAGAUCCCUGGUAUGAAACACAACCUGGUAGUAUUAAAGAUCUGAAAAUAUUUAAUGGAAAUGUUGAGCAACUAAUAGAAGAUAGAGAAACACCUUUGGUUCAAAACAAACUGGUGGCAGUUAUCCCAAUAUUGGAUAAAAUUUAUAAAAUUUAUUUUUAUGUGAAACCAAACUCAUAUUCUGAAGGUUGGCACAAUGUUAUUUGUUUCAACAUUAAUUCUGAUGCAAAUGCAUAUGAUGAUAGAGUUCCCGGAGUUUGGUUUCAUAACAGUGGUGAUGGCAGUCUUUCAAUCAGUGUUCCUCAAAAUGGAAAUCUAAACAGUUCCUUUAGAACAGCUCCUAUUCCUUCUAACAUAUGGUCACACAUUGAAAUCAGUCAACAGUUAGAACAUUUUGCGUAUGUGUAUACAAUUAAAUUAAAUGGAGAAUUAGUUUUUGAAGUAGAAAAUAUUCAGCCAGAGUCCUAUGAAAAUGUUUAUGUUUAUGCUUCAGAUCGAUCAAAUCAAACUCAAGAUGGUUUUAUAAAAGAUUUUGCCAUAAUAAAUGGAAAAGCAGACAAUCAAAUUCUGCCAGAUUCUCUGAUUUUCCCUAAAGACUUUGUUAUAGUGGUUAAUGAAGAGAUACUAAAAAAAGAUAAUCUAAUUGCAACAUUACCAUUCCUAGAAAAAGCAUAUUUAGUGUCGUUCAAAAUAAAACCCACUUUUUAUUCACCAGGAUACAAAAACAUAAUUCAUUUGACUACUGGAGGAGACGAGGGUGAAUUUGGAUUUAGAACUCCUAGUGUUUAUUUUGAUGACACAGGAAAGCUAGCUGUUUGGUCUUCAAUCAAUUGGAAUCCUAAUAUGGCAUAUAUCACAGCUGCAGCACUACCUUUAAACCAAUGGUCCAGCAUUAGAGUAUCUCAAAAUCGAAUUAACAGUAUAUACUUUUUAAGAGUUUAUGUGGAUGGGAUGUUAAAGAUUGACAUCAAAAACUCAGAUCCACGUUCAUUUAAAAAUGUAAAAGUGUAUAAUGCAGAUCCCUGGUAUGAAGCACAACCUGGUAGCGUUAAAGAUCUGAAAAUAUUUAAUGGAAAUGUUGAACAACUUAUAGAAGAUAGAGAAACACGUUUGGUUCAAAACAAACUGGUGGCAGUUGUUCCAAUAUUGGAUAAAAUUUAUAAAAUUUAUUUUUAUGUGAAACCAAACUCGUAUUCUAAAGGUUGGCACAACGUUAUUCGUUUCAACAUUGGUUCUGAUGCAAAUGCAUAUAAUGAUAGAGUUCCAGGAGUGUGGUUUCAUAACAGUGGUGAUGGCAGCCUUUCUAUCACUGUGCCUCAAAAUGGAAAUCUUAACAGUUCCUUUAAAACAGCUCCUAUUCCUUCUAACAUGUGGUCACAUAUUGAAAUCAGUCAACAGUUAAAACAUUUUGUGUAUGUGUAUACAAUAAAAUUGAAUGGAGAAACAGUUUUUGAAGUAGAAAAUGUUCAGCCAAAGUCCUAUGAAAAUGUUCAUGUUUAUGCUUCAGAUCAAUCAUAUCAAACUCAAGAUGGUUUUAUAAAAGAUUUUGCUAUAAUUAACGGAAGAACAGAUAAUGAAAUUCUGCCAGAUAUUCUUAUUCUCCCAAAAGAUUUUGUUACAGUGGUUAAUGAAGAAAUAUUGAAACAAGAUAAUCUUAUUGCAACAUUACCACUCCUCGAAAAAGCAUAUUUAGUGUCGUUCAAAAUAAAACCCACUUUUUAUUCACCAGGAUACAAAAACAUAAUUCAUUUGACUACUGGAGGAGACGAGGGUGAAUUUGGAUUUAGAACUCCUAGCAUUUAUUUUGAUGACACAGGAAAGCUAGCUGUUUGGUCUUCAAUCAAUUGGAAUCCUAAUAUGGGAUAUAUCACAGCUGCAGCACUACCUUUAAACCAAUGGUCCAGCAUUAGAAUAACUCAGGAACAAAUUAACAGUAUAUACUUCUUGAGAGUUUAUGUGGAUGGGAUGUUAAAGAUUGACAUCAAAAACUCAGAUCCACGUUCAUUUAAAAAUGUAAAAGUGUAUAAUGCAGAUCCCUGGUAUGAAGCACAACCUGGUAGUAUUAAAGAUCUGAAAAUAUUUAGUGGGAAUAUUGAGCAACUAAUAGAAGAUAGAGAAACACCUUUGGUUCAAAACAAACUGGUGGCAGUUAUUCCAAUAUUGGAUAAAAUUUAUAAAACUUAUUUUUAUGUGAAAUCAAGCUCGUAUUUUGAAGGUUGGCACAAUGUUAUUCUUUUCAAUAUUAAUUCUGAUGCAAAUGCAUAUGAUGAUAGAGUUCCAGGAGUGUGGUUUCAUAACAGUGGUGAUGGCAGUCUUGCAAUCACUGUUCCUCAAAAUGGAAAUCUAAACAGUUCCUUUAGAACAGCUCCUAUUCCUUCUAACAUAUGGUCACACAUUGAAAUCAGUCAACAGUUAGAACAUUUUGUGUAUGUGUAUACAAUUAGAUUGAAUGGAGAAAUAGUUUUUAUAGUAGAAAAUGUUCAGCCAGAGUCUUAUGAAAAUGUUCAUGUUUAUGCUUCAGCUCAAUCAUAUCAAACUCAAGAUGGUUCUAUUAAAGAUUUUGCAAUAAUAAAUGGAAAAGCAGAUAAUGAAAUUCUGCCAAAUACUCUGAUUCUUCCAAAAGAUUUUGUUACAGUGGUUAAUGAAGAAAUAUUGAAACAAGAUAAUCUUAUUGCAACAUUACCACUCCUCGAAAAAGCAUAUUUAGUGUCGUUCAAAAUAAAACCCACUUUUUAUUCACCAGGAUACAAAAACAUAAUUCAUUUGACUACUGGAGGAGACGAGGGUGAAUUUGGAUUUAGAACUCCUAGCAUUUAUUUUUAUGAAACUGGAAAGCUAGUUGUUUGGUCUUCAAUCAAUUGGAAUCCUAAUAUGGGAUAUAUUACAGCUGCAGCACUACCUUUAAACCAAUGGUCCAGCAUUAGAGUAUCUCAAAAUCGAAUUAACAGUAUAUACUUCUUGAGAGUUUAUGCGGAUGGGAUGUUAAAGAUUGACAUCAAAAACUCAGAUCCACGUUCAUUUAAAAAUGUAAAAGUGUAUAAUGCAGAUCCCUGGUAUGAAGCACAACCUGGUAGUAUUAAAGAUCUGAAAAUAUUUAAUGGAAAUGUUGAACAACUAAUAGAAGAUAGGGAAACUCCUUUGGUUCAAAACAAACUGGUGGCAAUUGUUCCAAUAUUGGAUAAAACUUAUAAAAUUUAUUUUGAUGUGAAAGCGAAAUCAUAUUCUGAAGGUUGGCACAAUGUUAUUCGUUUCAACAUUGGUUCUGAUGAAAAUAUAUAUGAUGAUAGGGUUCCAGGAGUGUGGUUUCAUUACAGAGGUGAUGGCAGUCUUUCAAUCACUUUUCCUCAAAAUGGAAAUCUUAAUAGUUCCUUUAAAACAGCUCCUAUUCCUUCUAACAUGUGGUCACAUGUUGAAAUAAGUCAACAGUUAGAACGCUUUGCGUAUAUGUAUACAAUAAAAUUGAAUGGAGAAAUAGUUUUUAUAGUAGAAAAUGUUCAGCCGGAGUCCUAUGAAAAUGUUUAUGUUUAUGCUUCAGAUCAAUCAUACCAAUCUCAAGAUGGUUUUAUAAAAGAUUUUGCAAUAAUAAAUGGAAAAGCAGAUAAUGCGAUUCUGCCAAAUACUCUGAUUCUCCCAAAAGAUUCUGUUAUAUUGGUUAAUGAAGAGAUAUUGCAAAGAGAUAAUCUGAUAGCAACAUUACCAUUCCUCGAAAAAGCAUAUUUAGUGUCGUUCAAAAUAAAACCCACUUUUUAUUCACCAGGAUACAAAAACAUUAUUCAUUUGACUACUGGAGGAGAUGAGGGUGAAUUUGGAUUUAGAACUCCUAGCAUUUAUUUUGAUGACACAGGAAAGCUAGCUAUUUGGUCUUCAAUAAAUUGGAAUCCUAGUAUGGGAUAUAUCACAGCUGCAGCACUACCUUUAAACCAAUGGUCCAGCAUUAGAAUAACUCAGGAACAAAUUAACAGUAUAUACUUCUUGAGAGUUUAUGUGGAUGGGAUGUUAAAGAUUGACAUCAGAAACUCAGAUCCACGUUCAUUUAAAAAUGUAAAAGUGUAUAAUGCAGAUCCCUGGUAUGAAACACAACCUGGUAGUAUUAAAGAUCUGAAAAUAUUUAGUGGGAAUAUUGAGCAAAUUAUUGAAGACAGUGAAACAUCCUUAUCUCAAGGAAAUCUGGUUGCAGUUAUUCCAAGAUUAGAAAAGUCUUAUAAAAUUUUCUUUGAUGUAAAACCAAAUUCUUUUCAAAAAGGUUGGCGCAAUGUUAUUCAUUUUACAGUUGGUUCUGAUUCAAGCAAAUAUGGUGAUAGAAUUCCAGGAGUGUGGUUUCAUGAAAGUGGUGAUGGUAGUCUUUAUAUUGCUUCUCAUAUAAAUGGUGACCUUGAUAGUGGAUUCACAACGAUGCCUGUUCCACUCAAUGAGUGGUCACACUUUGAAAUCAGCCAACAGUUGGUAAGAGAUAAAUUUGUAUACAAAAUAAAAUUGAAUGGAGAUUUCGUAUUUGUAGAAGAAAAUACACAGCCAAAUACCUUUGAUAAUGUUCAAGUUUAUGUGUCGGAUCCAUGGUGCACAGCUCAAAAUGGCUCAAUAAAAGAUUUUAAUAUUGUUAAUGGAUUAUUAGAUGAUCAAACGUCAAGUGUUAAGCUAAUUUUGAAAGAUUUUGUUGAAGUGGCUCAUGAAGUUCUAUUGAAAAAAGAUAAUCUAAUUGCAACAUUGCCAUUCCUCGAAAAAGCAUAUUUAUUGUCAUUCAAAAUAAAACCCACUUUGUAUACACCAGAAUACAAGAGCAUUAUUCAUUUGACUACUGGAGGAGACGCGGGUGAAUUUGGAUAUAGAACUCCUAGUGUACACCUUUCUUAUGACACAGGAAAACUUUCUGUUUGUUCUGCAAUCAGUGGAAAUCCUAAUAGAGAAUUUAUCACACCUGAAGCACUACCCUUGAAUCAAUGGUCCAGCAUUAGAGUAGCUCAAGUUCGAGUUAACAGUAUGUACUUUUUUAGAGUUUAUGUAGAUGGAAAGUUAAAGAUUGACAUCAAUAACACAGAUCCACGUUCAUUUAAAAAUGUUAAAGUGUAUAGUGCAGAUCCUUGGUAUGAAGCGCAACCUGCUAGUAUUAAAGACCUGAGAAUAUUUAGUGGAAAUAAUGAGCAAAUAAUAGAAGACAAAGAAACACUCUUGUCUCAAGGAAAUCUGGUUGCAGUUAUUCCAAGAUUAGAAAAGUCUUAUAGAAUAUUUUUUGAUGUGAAACCAAAUUCAUUUUCACAAGGUUGGCGCAAUGUUAUUCAUUUCACAGUUGGAUCUGAUUCAAGCAAUUAUGGUGAUAGAAUUCCAGGAGUGUGGUUUCAUGAAAGUGGCGAUGGUAGUCUUUAUAUUGCUUCUCAUAUAAAUGGUGACCUUGAUAGUGGAUUUACAACGAUGCCUGUUUCACUUAAUGAGUGGUCACACAUUGAAAUCAGUCAACAAUUGGAAAGAGAUAAGUUUGUAUACAAAAUAAAAUUGAAUGGAGAUUUAGUUUUUGUAGAAGAAAAUACACAGCCAAUUACUUUUGAUAAUGUUCAAGUUUAUGUGUCAGAUCCAUGGUGCACAGUUCAAAAUGGCUCAAUAAAGGAUCUUAAUAUUGUUAAUGGAUUAUUAGAUAAUCAAACGUCCAGUAUUGUGCUAAUUACAAAAGAGCAAAUAAUAGAAGACAAAGAAACACCCUUGUCUCAAGGAAAUCUGGUUGCAGUUAUUCCAAGAUUAGAAAAGUCUUAUAGAAUAUUUUUUGAUGUGAAACCAAAUUUAUUUUCACAAGGUUGGCGCAACGUUAUUCAUUUCACAGUUGGGUCUGAUUCAAGCAAUUAUGGUGAUAGAGUUCCAGGAGUGUGGUUUCAUGAAAGUGGUGAUGGUAGUCUUUAUAUUGCUUCUCAUAUAAAUGGUGACCUUGAUAGUGGAUUCACAACGAUGCCUGUUCCACUUAAUGAGUGGUUGCACAUUGAAAUUAGUCAACAGUUGGAAGAAGAUAAAUUUGCAUAUAAAAUAAAAUUGAAUGGAAAUAUAGUUUUUGUAGAAGAAAAUACACAACCAACUAUCUUUAAUAAUGUUAAAGUUUAUGUGUCGGAUCCAUGGUAUAUAGUUCAAAAUGGCUCAAUAAAAGAUCUUAAAAUUAAUAAUGGAUUAUUUGAUAAUCAAUUGUCAAGUGUUUUACUAAUUUUAAAAGAGCAAAUAAUAGAAGACAAAGAAACACCUUUGUCUCAACGAAACCUGGCUGCAGUUAUUCCAAGAUUAGAAAAGUCUUAUAGAAUAUUUUUUGAUGUGAAACCAAAUUCAUUUUCACAAGGUUGGCGCAAUGUUAUUCAUUUCACAGUUGGAUCUGAUUCAAGCAAUUAUGGUGAUAGAGUUCCAGGAGUGUGGUUUCAUGAAAGUGGUGAUGGUAGUCUUUAUAUUGCUUCUCAUAUAAAUGGUGAUCUUGAUAGUGGAUUCACAACGAUGUCUGUUCCACUUAAUGUGUGGUCACACAUUGAAAUUAGUCAACAGUUGGAAGGAGAUAAAUUUGUAUAUAAAAUAAAAUUGAAUGAAAAUUUUGUUUUUGUAGAAGAAAAUACACAACCAACAACCUUUGAAAAUGUUCAAGUUUAUGUGUCGGAUCCAUGGUGCACAGUUCAAAAUGGCUCAAUAAAAGAUCUUAAAAUUAUUAAUGGAUUAAUAGAUGAUCAAACACCAAGUGUUAUGCUGAUUUUAAAAGAUUUUGUUGAAGUGACUUCUGAAGAAGUAUUAAAAAAAGAUAACUUGAUUGCAACUUUGCCAUUUUUGGAAAAGACAUAUUUAGUUUCUUUCAAAAUAAAACCCACUAUGUAUGUAUCAGAAUACAAAAAUGUUAUUCAUUUGACUACCGAAGGAGACGCCGGUGAAUUUGGAUUUAGAACUCCUAGUGUAUAUUUUUAUUAUAACACAGGAAAGCUCUCUGUUUGGUCUGCAAUCAGUGGAAAUCCUAAUAGAGAGUUUAUCACACUUGAAGCACUAUCCUUGAAUGAAUGGUCCAGUAUUAGAAUAUCUCAAGUUCGAAUUAAUAAAAUAUAUUUGUUUAGAGUUUAUGUAGAUGGAAAGUUAAAUAUAAACAUUGAAAACACAGAUCCACAUUCAUUUAAAAAUGUUAAAGUGUAUAAUGCUGAUCCCUGGUAUAAUGUACAACUUGGUAGUAUUAAAGAUCUGAGAAUUUUCAAUGGAAAUGUUGAGCAACUGAUAGAAGAUAAAGAAACGCCUUUGGUUCAAAACAAACUGGUAGCAUUUGUUCCAAUUUUAGAUAAAGCUUAUAAAAUUUAUUUUGAUGUGAAACCAAACUCAUAUUCUGAAGGUUGGCACAAUGUUAUUCGUUUCAACAUUGGUUCUGAUGCGAAUGCAUUUGAUGAUAGAGUUCCAGGAGUGUGGUUUCAUAACAGUGCUGAUGGCAGUCUUUCUAUCACUGUUCCUCAAAGUGGAAAUCUUAACAGUUUCUUUAAAACAACUCCUAUUCCUCCUAACAUGUGGUCACACAUUGAAAUAAGUCAACAGUUAGAAUACAUUGCGUAUGUAUAUACAAUAAAGUUGAAUGGAGAAAAAGUUUUUGUAGUAGAAAAUGUUCAGCCAGAGUCCUAUGAAAAUGUUUAUGUUUAUGCUUCAGAUCAAUCAUAUCAAGCUCAAGAUGGUUUCAUAAAAGAUUUUGCAAUUAUAAAUGGAAGAGCAGAUAACGUUUCUUUGACAAAUGUUGAGCUUGUUACAAAAGAUUUUGUUUUUUCUACUGAAGAGGUAUUGAAGGUGGAUAAUUUUCUUGGAAUAUUGCCAAUACUGGGAGAAACAUAUUCUAUUUCUUUCAAGAUAAAGCCCACUUCAUAUUUGGUGGAAUGGAGAAGUGUUAUUCAUUUGACUGUUGGUGGACCUGAGAGUAGGAUUCCUGCUAUGUAUUUUUAUGAUGACACAGGAAUGCAUGUUUGGUCUGGAAGUAGUGUUUAUAUUAAAACACCCAAGUUACCGCUCAAUACGUGGUCAGAUAUUAAAAUAUCUCAUGAAAAAGUCGAUGGAAUUUAUUCAUUUAGGAUGUAUAUAAAUGGAACAAACACUAAUAAUGUCUUAAAUAUAGUUUCAAAAUCGUUUCAAAAUGUCAAGGUAUAUGCUUCAAAUCCAUGGUAUGGUCAACAGUUUGGUUCCAUUAAAGGUCUGAGAAUUGUAAAUGGAAAUUGAUAAUUAAGCUCUAAAGUAAUAUUUGUAAAUAAGGUUUGAAGUUGCGCAAUCGCAACUAGUAGCAUUUUUUCCUUAUUGUUUGGCUUUACAUUCAUUUUUAUAUUUUACAACUUAAGCGUUAUGUUUAGACGAAAAACUAGUUCCUUAAACUUCACGUUUUGAAGUUAUUUUAACUGUACUGAUACUGUAUUACAAGUAUCAAAAAUAUAAAGAUAUAAAAACUUGCUUAACCGAUUGUUGUUUUGUUAUUUUUAUGUAUUUUAAAAUGACAUUUAUGUUAUAUGAAUAUAAUAAGUCAACUAUA